Messenger RNA from Lecanosticta acicola, 1189 nucleotides. Lineage: Eukaryota; Fungi; Ascomycota; Dothideomycetes; Mycosphaerellales; Mycosphaerellaceae. The record is from the annotation of a GenBank genome assembly.
AUGGCGUUGGGAUACUUCUGGGCUACGACUUGCCUCGGUCUCCUCUUGGCAAUCUUUGCAUUGGACAUCAUGGGCGUGUUCUCACGGAAGAAUCACUUCGAGGUCGACGGCCGGGUAAGUCAGACUAUGCGAACGCCAGCAUAAACUGCGAAACUGACCUGCAUAGACCGUUCUCAUCACGGGAGGCUCCCAGGGGAUGGGUAGAGGGCUGGCCAAGCUUCUGGCAGAAAAGGGUGCAAAUGUCGUGAUUGUCGCACGUAACCAACAGAAGCUGGACGAUGCAUUGAAAUAUAUCAAGGUACUUCGCUGUCUAUACGAGAGCCAUGUGCUUUUCGGAGCUGACAGUGCUUCUCAGGCUGCUGCACGGAAUCCUCAAUCACAGCGCUUCUUGGCCAUAAGCGCAGAUGCCACCAAGCCGGAGGAGAACGAGCGCAUCAUCUCGGAAAUCACAGCAUGGAACAACGGCAACCCUCCUGAUGUCGUUUGGGCCAACGCUGGAACGGCGCACCCUGAUCUCUUUCUCAACACUCCUCCGGAUCUCCUCAAGUCGCAGAUGAAUAUCAACUACUUCGCAGCAGCAUUUCUGGCCCAAUCGACAUUGAGAGCAUGGCUCAAGCCCUCCUCCAGCAAGACUGAUAUAUCCGAUGCCAAAAUCGCAAAGCCACGCCACCUUAUCAUGACAUCCAGCGUUGUCUGCUUUGCUGGUUUAGCUGGAUAUGCACCGUACUCGCCUCCCAAAUCAGCCAUGAGAUCAUUGGCAGAUACUCUUCGCUCCGAGGUGAACCUUUACAACGGCGCACGGAGGAAAGAUCCCGUGAAUGGUCCUCCGGCUGCUAUUGAGAUCCACUGCGUAUGCCCUGGAACAAUCACCUCACCGGGACACGAAGAAGAGCAGAAGACGAAGCAUGAAGUCACCAAGAUGCUGGAGGAAGACGAUCCAGCUCAGAAUGAAGAUGAGGUCGCUCGAGCUGCAGUGCGCGGACUAGAGAAGGGAGGCUAUCUCAUCACGACGCAGUUCAUCGGUCAUGCACUGAGAGCUGGUGCCAUGGGCGGGAGUCCUCGGAACAAUUGGCUCGUUGACACCGUCUUCAGCUGGAUCGUCUCUCUGGCCUGGCUGUUCAUUGGACCUGACAUGGAGGGUAAGGUUUUCAAGUAUGGCAAGAAACAUGGCUUGCCUGCCACCAAAUGA